GAGGUUUCGGAGCGCGCGCGCCAGCGAGCUUUCAAAGUUUGCCUCGGCGGCGCGUCGCGGGUCGCGGGAGCGUCAUGGCGCUGCCCGGCCUGGCUGACAGCCUGCAUCCCUGGUGCCUGUUGGAUCUCAGCCCCGAAUGGGUGGAUACUGUAUGGGACCUGGAUUUCACGGAAACUGAGCCUUUGGAUCCUGAUGUUGAAGCAGAUAUCUUAGAGUCUGGAUUGGAUGCAUUCAAAAGACUUGAUGAUAGUCUUUUCCACUUUGCUACUGAAGAACAGGGAUCCAAGGAGAGCAUUUGGACCUUCUUCAUUGAGAACAACAUUUCCCACAGAGCCCUGGUGGCUCUGUUCUAUCACUUCGUUCAAACAGGCCACAAGAAAAAUGUCAGUGUAAAAGCUCGAGAAUACGGUCUUCAUGCUGCUGGGCUUUACUUUCUGCUACUAGAAGUACCUGGAAGUGUGGCCUACCAGGUAUUCCACCCAGUGAUGUUUGACAAAUGUAUUCAGACUUUGAAGAAGAGCUGGCCUGAAGAAUCACACUUGAAUCGGAAAAGAAAGAGUGAACAGCCUAAAAACUCUCAGGCUAGGGAUACGGGAAGGCAGAGAAAAAGGGGAAAACUAUCCAGGAAAGAAGAUAUUGAGAUGGAUGAAAUCAUGGAAGAAUCAGAAGACGAAGAAAAUAUUUAUUUCUCUGCCCAAGAUCUUUCUCAAAUUCGAAAUACCAUCUUUCACGUUUUGAAGAAUUUUUUAAGACUUCUGCCUAAGUUUUCCCUGAAAGAAAAGCCACAGUGUGUCCAGACUUGUAUAGAGGUCUUUGUGUCAUUAACUAGUUUUGAACCAGUUCUUCAUGAAUUUCAUGUUACAGAAGACGGAAUUCUUAACAGAGCAAAGUACAUUCCAGAACUGGCCUACAUUGGAUUAUAUUUGCUGUGCUCUCCAAUUCAUGGAGAAGGAAAUAAGGUUAUCAGUAGUAUUUUUCAUAAAAUGCUUAAUGUUCUAUUAAUGUUAGAAGGCGGCAGGGGACCCCACCAUGCCCCACUUUCUAUCACCUCGGCAGUCAUCAGCAGGAAAAACCUGGCUGUCCAGUUCAUCAGCUGUCUUGUGGAUGAACUAAAGGAAAGCAUAUUUCCAAUUCUGCGUAUCUUAUUGCAACACAUCUGUGCCAAGGUGAUAGAUAAAUCAGACCACCGGACCCAUGCAGCUCAGUCUCUGGUUCAACUGCUCCACAAACUUCCUUCUGGGGAAUAUGCCAGUUUUGUCACCUGGCUGUAUAGAUACUCACGAAGCAACAAGGUGCAACACAGGAUUUUUACUCUGGAUGUUGCUCUGGCUAUCUUAGAGCUACCUGAAAGAGAAGUGGAUAACACUCUGUCCUUGGAGCAACAGAAGUUCUUGAACCAUAAGUUCUUGGUGCAGGAAAUCAUGUUUGAUCGCUGUCUAGACAAGGCACCAACUGUCCGAAGCAAGGCCUUGUCCAGUUUUGCCCAUUGCCUGGAGAUGUCUAUCACCACCGCCUCGGAGAGUAUACUGGAACUUCUAAUUAGUAAUUCCUCAGCUUCAGGGACAGAGACUGGUGCCUUAUUGAGAGAUUUGUCAGCAUCCUGUCAGAAGGAGGCACUUCACCCUUCCAGAGGCUCAGGCGUGAUGAGCCUAGAGGAUUGCAGUGAAGCAGCUAUACUUGGGGAAAGGAAUGUCAUGGCAAUGCUGAGAAAGCGAGUCAGGGAUGAGAAGACCAAUGUUAGGAAGUCUGCGCUCCAGGUCUUGGUGAGUGUUCUGAAACACUGUAAUGUUGCAGACAUUAAUGAGGACCUACUAAUUCUUCGUGACCGGUGUCGGGACCCUGCAGUAUCUGUCCGGAAGCAGGCUUUACAUUCCCUUACUGAACUUCUUGUGGCCCAACCUAAAUGUGUUCAGGUUCAGAAAGCCUGGCUCCUGGGGAUCAUUCCUGUUGUCAUGGAUUGUGAGAACACAGUGCAAGAGAAGGCCCUGGAAUGCUUGGAUCAGCUCCUGCUACAGAACAUUAAGCAUUACAAUAAAUAUCAUGAUGGAGAUGACAGCCAGGUGCUCGCCUGGGCACUUCUUUCUCUGCUCAGCACAGAUAGCCUGGAAUUGAACCACUAUUUGAAGAAAGCCUUUAAUAUCUGGUACAAGAAGGAUAAAUUCUCAACCACUUACAUCAACAAUGUGGUAUCACACACUGGUACAGAGCAUGCAGCACCUGCCUGGAUGUUGCUCUCCAGAAUCACUUACUCUGCGCCCAAGCUAGACUACACCAAAAUAAUUGAGUCCUGGGAGAUAAUGAGCAGUCAAAAGAACCCCAAUUCCAGCACCCUGGGACAUGUUCUGUGUGUUCUCGGGCAUAUUGCAAAGCAUCUUCCUAAGAGCAUUCGGCGCAAGGUGACUGAUACUGUCCAGUGCAAGCUGAAUAGAUUCCAGUGGUCUCCCAAGUUGAUCAGCUCAGCUGUGGACUCUUUGCAGAGACUCUGUAGUGCGUCUGCAGAAACCCCUGUGGAGGAACAGGAAUUGCUGCAGCAGGUGUGCGGGGCCGUCCUCUCCACAUGCAUCCACCGCCUCUCCAACAUCGUCCUGAAGGAAAACGGAGCCGGGCAUCUGGACGAAGAUCUGUUGGUAAAGUACAUUUUUACAUUAGGUGAUAUUGCCCAGCUCUGCCCAACCAAGGUGGAGAAGAGGACCUUCCUUCUCAUUCAGUCCAUUCUGGCUUCUUCUGCUGAUGCAGACUUUGUCCCUGCCACUCAGAACAGCACUGAAGCUCCUGCCUCCCAGCCACCUCCCCAGGUCCGAGGCUCUGCCAUGCCCUCUGUGAUAAGAGCACAUGCCAUCAUUACAUUGGGUAAGCUCUGCUUACAGCAUGAAGAUCUUGCCAAGAAGAGUGUUCCAGCCCUUGUUCGAGAGCUAGAGAUUUGCAGCGACGUGGCCGUGCGCAACAACGUGAUCAUUGUUCUGUGUGACCUCUGUAUGCGUUAUACCGCCGUGGUGGACAAGUACAUCCCCAACAUCUCCAUGUGCCUCAAGGACUCCGAUCCCUUCAUCCGAAAGCAGACGCUGACUUUACUCACCAAUCUCUUACAGGAAGAAUUCGUGAAGUGGAAGGACUCUCUAUUUUUUCGAUUCAUCAGCACACUGACAGAUUCAUACCCAGACAUUGCCAGUUUUGGGGAGUUCUGCCUGGUUCACCUCUUACUGAAGAGGAGCCCUGGCCUGUUCUUCCAGCACUUCACCGAAUGCAUCUUCCACUUCAAUAACUACGAGAAGCACGAGAAGUAUAACAAGUUCCCCCAGUCCGAGAGAGAGAAGAGGCUGUUUUCCCUGAAGGGAAAGAUGAACAGGGAGAAACGGAUGAAAAUCUACAAGUUCCUUCUAGAGCACUUCACAGACGAGCAACGAUUCAACAUCACGUCCAAACUCUGCCUUAGUAUUUUGGCUUUCUUUGCGGACGGCCUCCUGCCUCUGGAUAUGGAAGCCAGUGAGCUGCUUUCAGACACCUUCGAGAUCCUCAGCUCCAAGGAGAUCAAGCUCUUGGCAAUGAGGUGUAGGCCGGACCUGCUCCUGGAGGAAGACGAUGUGGCUUUGGCAAAUGUGGUCAUGCAGGAAGCUCAGAAAAAGAUCAUCUCCCAGGUUCAGAAGAGAAACUUCAUUGAAAAUAUCAUUCCGAUUAUCAUCACUUUGAAGUCACUGCUGGAGAAGAAGAAGAUCCCAGCCUUGCGGGAGCUCAUGAAUUACCUCAGGGAGGUGAUGCAGGAUUACCGGGAUGAAGUCAAGGAUUUCUUCACGGUUGACAAGCAGCUGGCAUCAGAACUGGAGUACGACAUGAAGAAGUACAAUGAGCAGCUGGCCCAGGAGCAAGAGCUGAUGAGACAGGCGGAUGGCAGUGGGGCAGCAGGUGCUGGCGGGACACUGCCCGUGCAGGUGGCUGCCAGCUUAGAAACCUCAUCAGCUCCUGCCGACCAUGAGAACUCCCCAGUGGCCCCUGCAGGGAGCCCGCUGCGCACCCCUCAGGCAGUGCCACCCUCCCUGCCAGUGGUCUCCGUGAAGCGGUUACUGCCUAGAGCCAGACAAAUGUCCCUGAGUACCAUAGCCAUCCUAAACUCGGUCCAGAAAGCCGUGGAGUCCAAGAACCAGCACCGGCGGCGGAGCCUCGGCGCACUGCCUUUCCCUGUGAGUUCUGGGAGUCUGGACAACACCAGGAGCAACCGAGCCUCUUCAUACACCUUGGAACAAGAGUCCAGUGGCACCAUCGAUGAUGUGACUAAACGAGCCAUCAGCACCCCGGAGAAGACCAUCAACAAUGUCACAUUUGAAGCGGGCGUCAGCUACAUCGCCACCACGCCCAGUCCUACACCAGACAAAGAGAAAACUGAAGCCCAGACUGAGGGAAAAGAUAUCUUAUGUUUAUCACUGCCUGACAAACUGCCUCCUCAGCCUCAGCCAUGGAAUGUGAAGUCCCCAGCUAGGAACAAAGACAACCCCGCCCCCAGUCGGAGGUCGCUCCGCAAGGCCCCCCUGAAAACAGCCAACUAACAGCAGUGCACUGCAUCCAGGGCAGGCUGGGAAGGGCAGCUGUCCUGCACCUGGACUGGGGCUCACUCCCCGCUGCCCCCCACCAACCCCACUAUCCUUUCACCAUGAGAUACCAGCACUUCCUUGGGAUUCCAGGACUCGCUUCUAUGUGUAGUUGGCAGUCUCACCAGUCUAUUUUAAUAAGUGGUUUGUUAAUAUUUAAUAAUGCAGCUUCCAUCACUGGAUGUCCCAGGUUCUUCUGCCAGCAUCCUGAUCUCUCUCUGAGCAUCCCAGUUCCCUCCAAGUGUCCCAAGGGCUUCUAAAUGUCCUCUCCUAUGGAGCACCACAGGCAGCUUUCUGUCAGAAUCCCUGACAGGAGUUUCCCACUGCUAAAAACAGUCUUUACUGUAAUAUUUUUUCCUAUUCUUAUUUAUAAAUGGCAGGUUUUUCUAAAGUGUAAAGCUUUAUAAAUGGAACAAUAAAAGUUAAACAGAAAAACAGAGCGUUACAGUAUUCAAUGGAAUUUUUCUAUUUUUACAAAAGGGCCUCGAGUGGGAGUUCCUUUCAUUUGCAGACACUGCUGAUAAAAAGCCCAGUCUUGCUUGCAAGGAAGCAAUGUGUCUUGAGGGUUCCA
Molecule: messenger RNA, 5151 nt
Organism: Sorex fumeus (smoky shrew)
Lineage: Eukaryota; Metazoa; Chordata; Mammalia; Eulipotyphla; Soricidae
Gene: NCAPD3
Product: non-SMC condensin II complex subunit D3
Exons: 35
Coding region: 75-4538 (1487 amino acids)
Biological process (GO): mitotic chromosome condensation; meiotic chromosome condensation
Cellular component (GO): condensed chromosome, centromeric region; condensin complex
Molecular function (GO): histone binding
Source: RefSeq, a predicted model, not a curated record